Molecule: messenger RNA, 1704 nt
Organism: Pisolithus orientalis
Lineage: Eukaryota; Fungi; Basidiomycota; Agaricomycetes; Boletales; Pisolithaceae
Exons: 10
Coding region: 1-1704 (567 amino acids)
Biological process (GO): regulation of transcription by RNA polymerase II; chromatin remodeling
Cellular component (GO): nucleus; SAGA-type complex
Molecular function (GO): transcription coactivator activity; protein binding; chromatin binding
Source: RefSeq, a predicted model, not a curated record
AUGACAGUCUCAAAUCGUAAGCGCGAGCAUCAACCAGAUGAAAUCCAGACUGUCAAUGAGCCUGGCCUGCAGAUUCAAUGCGAUGCAUGUCUCUGUGAUUUGACACAUUCCAUCAGAAUAAAGUGUGCUGAUCCUGUUUGCGAACCUGGGGAUGGGGUUGAUAUUUGUCCGGCUUGUUUUUGUGCUGGGAAGGAGUUUGGGAAACACAAGCGCGGCCAUGCAUACAGAGUCAUCGAAUUACAUUCAUACCCUAUCUUUUCACCAGAUUGGGGCGCCGAUGAGGAGCUUUUGCUUAUCGAGGGUAUUUCCAAGGCAGGAUUGGGAAACUGGCAAAUGAUAGCUGAGCAUAUUGGUACCCGUACCAGUCAAGAAGUGGAGGGACACUAUAAUUCUGUCUAUAUCGACUCACCCGAUUGGCCUCUCCCGAAAGUUAAUGUUGAGUUCGAUGUCGACCCAGACGAAUUCCAUCAACGAAAGCGAAGGCGAAUGGCAGCCCUGAAUACUAUCCCUCCACCUCCGAAAGUUCCACCUACUUCAGCCCCCGGUGUUCAUGAGGUUGCAACCUUUCUUCCAGGUCGUCUCGAAUUCGAACACGAAUUAGAUAAUGAAGCGGAAGAACUGGUCAAGGAUCUCGAGUUUGGGAUUUGCCUUCAGUACGGCGGAGAUCAGAUCAUUGAGGAUGAGAACGAUCCGGAUGUUAAAUGGCGAUGGCAAAUGCUAGAAGAGCGUAAAUCAAACCCCCUGCUCGGCCUGACAUGUCAGCCGUCAAUGAACGGCAUAAACGGCGAUCUUAACGGCCAUUACUCCAUCAACGGGGAUACGUCCCAAACAGUAUUGCAGCCCAAGACCGAGGAGUCUACUACCGAGCCAUCUGGCGGAGACGAUGACCAGAAUGCUGAGGAGCCUAUGCAACCACCACCUUACGAAACCGACGACUCACUGGCGUUCAAGCUGACACUGAUUGAAAUGUACAAUCAAAGAGUUGCGAAACGGCAUGAGGCCAAAGCGAUCAUGUAUGAUAGGGGCCUAUUGGAUUAUAAGAAGAUGCAAGCUGCGGAGAAGAAGAGACCGAAAGAGGAAAAAGAUAUUGUCAAUCGGCUUCGACCAUUCGCGAGGCUUCAAACAGCAGAAGAUUACGAAGCUUUCGUCACGGAUAUUCUUUACGAGGCUGUUCUCCGCAAACGAAUACAAGAGUUGCAUCACUACCGGCGGAUGGGUCUGACAACAGCUGCUGACAUAGACAAGUACGAACACGACACGAUCCGACGGGCCAACAUGACCCGCGAUUACUACCCGUCCGAGCGCCUCAACCAAUUGCGGGCUGGUGGGAGUGGCAGAGAAUCCGAGGGCCGGAAAAGUCACGAAAGAGAGUCUACACCGAAGCUUGUCACUGGUACUGGACCACCUCGGCGAGCGCCGGCACCUCUUAAUCUGGCCAAUAGUCCUUCUCUUCAUCUACUCACACCGGCAGAGCAAACACUUUGUUCCCAAUUGCGUAUCCUUCCCAAGCCCUAUCUUGUCAUCAAGGAGACAUUGGUACGAGAAUAUGCUCGGCGAGGAGGCAAACUUCGACGACGGGAAGCUCGUGAUUUGGUCAAAAUUGACGUCAACAAGACUAGCCGUGUUUGGGACUUUUUAGUUCAAGCAGGCUACCUAAAAAUCACCCCAGAUCCACAGCCCGUUGCUUCACAAGAAGCUGGGUGA